CUGAAGGGUUAAGAGAUUGGGCGUCUGAGCCUCGCGGGGCUUCAGUGGUGGCGGGCACAGGUUUGCGGGAGUCAGUGGCACGGUCUCUGAAGAAGAUAGAUUGGGAGUGUGUGGGAAUCAAUAAACGCGGGUUCUGUGAAAUGUCUUGAUUUGCAGGGUGCAUAGUGGUCAGUUACAAUGGUCUGGGGUCAAGUGGGAUUUUUCAGACACGGGUUUGCAGAGCUUUAGGGUUAAUGACCGAAGCCCGAGAGGAUCAGUGAUUGGAGGUUCUAAGUUUUGUGGGCAGUAAUAGUUUGGAUACUAGAAUUGGUGACUGUGGAAACUUUGGUGUCCAAUUAUGAGGGGGGGUCAGUGGGGAUUAAUGUUUGGAGAAAUGUUUUGGGCCACUGGUGAUUGAGACGUCCUUCAUAUUAUGGGUGGAGGAUCGGAGAGUAUUAAUGAUUGGACUUUUGUAGAUCAGGGAAUGGAGAAUAGAGUCAAGUGUGCUUAUCUUAAAGGUUCUUUCUGGCAAAGGUAAUGACAUAUGCAUCUGUGACAGCAUCCCACGAGUAAGCCUGGUUUCUGGAAAUCCAUUCUGACUCUGUGACAGCUGGGAUAGAUGUGACCUUGCUUGUGGUUAGAAAACAAAUUUACUGGGUGAGGAAACAGGCCUAGAGAGGCAAAGUGUCUAGCCCAGAUUCCCUCAGUCAGAGGAAUUACUUGGCCUCUAGCUUGUAUCUGAGUCAUUCCCUGGCUCAGGGAGUGACUCAGACACAAGGGUCUUUGUGGAAGUUCCCCCUGCCCCAGUCCCAGAGCAGAGCCAUUGCUCAGGUCUUCUGGGUGCCUUGCAGACCUUUGGCUCCUACCACCUUGCUGCAUGGUAGGGCUCUCUAGCCACAGGACCUUGGUCAAAACAUCUACAGAAGGCCCUGCCAAGCCCUGCAGGUUCCAAUCCAGGAUCAUAUGCUGCCUUUAGGUGAUACAUCCCUUUAGUCUCCUUUAAUCAAGAGCAGUUUCUCAGUCUUCGUCUUCCAUGAGGUCAUUUUUGAAGAGUAUAGGUGUCGCAUCUUUUUCCAAGAACAGCAGAAAAUGAUCAACUACCAGACACCUGUGUCAUUCAGAGAUGUGGUUGUGGGCUUCACCCAAGAGGAGUGGCACCGACUGAAUCCUACUCAAAGGGCUCUGUACCGGGAUGUGAUGCUGGAAACCUAUAGCAACCUUGUCUCAGUGGGUUACGAAGGCACCAAACCAGAUGUGAUCCUCAGGCUGGAGCAGGAAGAAGCACCAUGGAUUGGUGAAGCAGCAUGUCUGGGCUGCCACUGUUGGGAAGACAUCUGGAAAGUUAAUAUCCAGAGGAAAAGACGGCAAGACGUGCUUUUGAGGCAAGGUGCAGCCAUAAACAAGAAAACACUGGCCAAGGAAAAACGCCAUGACUAUAAUAAGUUUGGGAAAAUAUCACUUCUGAGCUCUGAUCUUUUUUCUUCAAUCCAGAGCCCUGAUAACUGGAACCCUUGUGGAAAGAAUUUGAGCCAUAAUUUAGACUUGAUUGGUUUUAAGAGAAACUGUGCAAAAAAGCAAGAUGAGUGUUACGGUUAUGGGAAAUUGCUUCAGUGUAUAAACCAUGGUAGACGACCUAAUGGAGAGAAGCCCUGGGGAUGCAGUCAUUGUGAGAAAGCUUUCACCCGGAACCCAGCACUUAUGUACAAACCAGCAGUAAGUGAUUCUCUUGUGUACAAACGGAAGAGGGUUCCACCUACAGAAAAACCCCAUGUCUGUAGUGAGUGUGGGAAAGCCUUCUGCUACAAGUCUGAAUUCAUUAGGCAUCAGAGAAGUCACACUGGGGAAAAGCCUUAUGGGUGCACUGACUGUGGGAAAGCCUUUUCGCAUAAGUCAACCCUCAUCAAACACCAGAGGAUUCACACUGGGGUAAGACCCUUUGAAUGCUUUUUCUGUGGGAAAGCCUUCACCCAGAAGUCACACCGCACAGAACAUCAGAGAACACACACAGGAGAGAGACCCUUUGUGUGCAGUGAAUGCGGGAAAUCGUUUGGUGAGAAGUCAUACCUCAAUGUACAUCGAAAAAUGCACACAGGAGAAAGACCCUAUCGUUGCAGAGAAUGUGGAAAAUCCUUCAGCCAGAAGUCAUGCCUCAAUAAACACUGGAGAACCCACACGGGAGAGAAGCCCUAUGAGUGCAAUGAAUGUGGGAAAGCCUUUUACCAGAAGCCAAACCUCAGCAGACAUCAGAAAAUUCAUGCUAGGAAGAAUGCCUACAGGAAUGAAAACUUAAUAAUUGUGGGAAAUCCUUGAGCAAGAUAUCUGGUUUCAUUGUAUGUAGGGAAUUUAUCUUACUAUUUUAAUGAAGUUGGACAGUGUUUUAUUAUCAUGGAAAUCAUGAUCUAAUUGUGAUACAGACUUUUCUAGAAAAUACUUUAUAAAACAUAAGCAUGGUCACCCUGGCAUGUAAAUGUUUAAAAAUGUAUUAUAUGGAAUAACAACAGAAUACAAAAUAUCUGUAAAGAGACUUAAAGGCAUACGAUGGCAUAUUCCACAGUGAGCCAUACAAUCAGCACUAUUUUUAUUUUGGAAUUGUAAAUAUGAAUUUAACAUAAAAUGUGAAUAUCAGACACGUGUCACAUAAUAUAGAGAAUGCCAUUCACAAAAAUUUUUCACUUUAAAUAUCAUCAUUGCCUUUUGAUGUCUUAACAAUACAAAAAAAUAACAAUAAUGACAUGGCCCACUGUUUUUUUUUUAAAAACUUUAUUAUACCAGCUACAUUUUCCCACCUUUUUGUAAUGCAUGUAAAUGGCUAUAGAGGUUGUUAUCAUCCUCUGCAGAAUAAUAAAGCAGUGUUUUUAAAAUGUAUUGUGAUAAGUUGGCAAAAAGCUUUACUAAAAUAUAGUUAUUCAUAUUGAAAAUGCAAAGCUAAGGAACAGCAUAAGAACCUGAUGUUGGGUAAAUGAAACACUGUAGACUUGACAGCCCAGCACACUCAAUAUUGAUGAAUUGUAGCAUCACCCUGGUAUAUAGUAUACUGUUCAUAUUUUCUUGGUCUUGCUGAAAAUGUCUUACAGCAAAUUAAUAGCAUGGAAACGCUAUUCUAUACAGGUUGUAAAACUCAGAAAUGUUUCAUGCACAGACCACUGAAGGAGAAUUUCUUUUCUUUCUCUCUUUUUGCAAAUUAAUUCAAGAACAUUCUUUUUUUCUUAUAAAUUUCCAUGCAAGUGUCCUGGACACUAAAUCCCAAUGUUUUUAUUAUUUCAAUGUUUGAAGAGAAGUGUGCAUCCCUGAGUUGCCAUGUCAUCCACAUAAGAAAAUAAAUGGCCACGUGGAAUCUACAUUUUUAAAGAUUUGCCUCCAUAUAGGAUUGCCUGAUUCCGAAUGAGAAAGGAGACAUAACCACAGAUAUCAAUACAAUUUUUAAGUGAUAAAAAGAUACCUCAUAUAACUCUAAUCAACAUAUUUUUUAAACAGAGGAAGUGGAUGCUUUUCUUGUAAACUUUAAGUUAUGAAAACUGCAAUAAAAAGCAGAAAACUUGGUAGAACAAUUAUCACUGAAAAACUCAAAAAAGUGAUUACAGAUCUAUAAUGGGAAAUUGAGCGAAGCUCAGAUGAUUUCAUGCUUAGUUCUAUCUGUCUCUUAAAGAAAGUAAUACCAGUGUUAUUUAUUUUCUAACUUUUAUUUUAUUGUUAUUUUUUGAGAUGGAGUUUCACUCUCGUUGCCCAGGCUAGAGUGCAAUGGUGUGAUCUCAGCUCACUGCAACCUCCGCCUCCCAGGUUUAAGCAAUUCUCCUGCCUCAGCCUCCCAAGUAGCUGGGAUUACAGGCGUGUGCCACCACACCUGGCUAAUUUUUGCAUUUUUAGUAGAAAUAGUGUUUCACCAUGUUGGCCAGGCUGGUUUCGAACUCCUGACCCCAGGUGAUCCACCCGCCUUGGCCUCCCAAGGUGCUGCGAUUACAAGCAUGAGCCACCGUACCCAGCCAGUACCAGUGUUAUUUAUUAUAUGGAUAUAAUACAAUCCAUAAACUGUGCUGCUUGUUUGUUUUAUGAAGUCAGAAUAAGUGUUAACACCAAAAUCAAAUACAGAUAUUUGAAAAAAAGAAAACUUCAGACCAGGCUUACUCAUGAAUAUAGAAACAAAAAUUAUAAAUAAAAUACUAGCAAAUAGAAUUCAGCCAUAUACCCAAAGAUUGGUAUAGUAAGAAUCAUCCUAGGAAUGCCAAGCUAGUUCAGUAAUAGGAAAUACUUCAAUAAAAUUAACAACUUAAAGGAGAAGAAUCAUAUGAACUAUCAACAGAUAAGGAGAAAGCAUUUCAUACAAUGUGUUAAUAUACAUUGUAAUAGAUGGUAACUACUUAAAAAGUUUUUUAAAAAAAAUUUAACUGAAACCUCAUAGCAUAUAUUAUGCCAAAGGCAUUUUUAAAAAUCAGGAAUUCAGUAUUGUCUUAGAGGAUCCAGUGAAGGCAAUAAAAAGAAAUGAAUUGUUAUAAGCUGCAGAAAAGGUAAAACUAUCCAUUUGUACUGAUAAUAUGGUUGUACACCAAUAAAUGACAAGACUAAUUAUUUUUUGAGUUAAGCUAACUUUUCUAACAAGGCAGGGUACCAAAAUCAAGAGCCAUUCUCCGUGCUGACAAGAAACACCUAAUAAUUGAUAUGUACUUCUUUUGGAAGUACACUAAAUCUCAAUGAUUACUUUUUGAAAAUCAUUGAGAAAAAAUAUGAAAAAACUCAUACCAUUUCACAAAACAUCAUGUGUACCCAAUAAAUAAUACAAUUAUAUAUCCAUAAUAAUUAAACAUUUUAAAAAUGUCAUGCUAGAUAUCAGAAGAUAACUUGAAGUCAUUCUAAUGGAAUUAAUACUGUAUUGGCAAGAAACAGGUAAAUAAUGGAACACAGCAGAAAAUUCAGAAAUUGAUAUAUAUGGAUUUUUUCAUAGGUGAAAAAGGUGGAAUCUCAAACCAUAGGGCAAAAGAGUAGUUUACUUAAAAAGAAUUCUGGAACAAUAACUUUUUAAUCUUGAAGGAAGAAAAGUUAGAUUAACAGCACAAAAGUAAAUUAUGGGUGGAUUUAAGACAAAAUUUUCAAACAACACAAUUCUUAAAAGAAAAUCAAAGGAGCCUACAUGUACAGUCUAGGAGUUGGGAGAGACUAACUUUACCAACACAGGACACUCAGAAGCUACUUAGAAAUAAACAUUUGAAGACCGGGUGCGGUGGCUCUUGCCUGUAAUCCCAACACUUUGGGAGGCCAAGGUGGGCAGACCACCUAAGGUCAGGAAUUUAAGGAUAGUCUGGUCAACAUGGUGAAACCCUGUCUCCAAUAAAAAUACAAAAAUUAAGCAUGAUGGUGCAUGCCUGUAGUCCCAGCUGCCUGAGAAGCUGAGGCAUGAGAAUUGCUUGAACCGGGGAGCUAGGGUUUGCAGGGAGUUGAGAUGGCGCCAUUGCACUCUAGCCUGGGCAACAGAGCAAGACUCCGUCUUAAAAAAGUAAAUAAAUGAAAUAAACAUUUGACUCCCUAAAAGGCACAAUCUUUUGAGUGACAAAAGAUGCCAUAAACAGGCCGAGCGCGGUGGCUCAAGCCUGUAAUCCCACCACUUUGGGAGUCCGAGGCGGGUGGAUUACGAGGUCAAGAGAUCGAGACCAUCCUAGUCAACAUGGUGAAACCCCAUCUCUACUAAAAACACAAAAAAUUAGCUGGGCAUGGUGGCACGUGCCUGUAAUCCCAGCUACUCAGGAGGCUGAGGCAGGAGAAUUGCCUGAACCCAGGAGGCGGAGGUUGCGGUGAGCCGAGAUUGCGCCAUUGCACGCCAGCCUGGGUAACAAGAGCGAAACUCCGUCUAAAAAAAAAAAAAAAGCCAUAAACAAAGCCAAUAGAUAAUAGAUUGUGGGAAAAUAUUUGUAGAGCUGAUCAGAGAGAAGGCACUCAUCAAAUGGACAGGAAAAAAACCCAGUAGCCAAACACGGCAAAGAAUAUGAGGUGACAGAUGUGAGAUGAGCAAAUAUAAGUGGCCGAGGGACCUGUCCAAAAAUGUUUAUCCGCAGUAGUCAUUUGGCGAUGCAGAUUUAAAGUUAAAAUCAGAUAUCACUAUGUAACAGUGUUUUUAGCUGUCAGAACAAAAGAUGUUAUACAUUGCUGGUGGAGAAAUAAAUUCUGAAAAGUAAUAUAAAUUACUCUUUUGGAAAGAAAUCUGGUAAUAUUUAGGCUGGUGCGGUGGCUCAUAUCUGUAAUCCUAGCACUUUGGGAGGCUGAGGUGGGCAGAUCGCCUGAGGUUGGGAGUUCAAGACCAGCCUUGCCAGCAUGGUGAAACCCUGUCUCUAUUAACAAUGCAAAACUUAGCCAGGCACAGUGGCAGAUGCCUGUAACCUCAGCUACUCGAGAGGCUGAGGCAGGAGAAUCGCUUGAACCCAGGAGGCAGAGACUGCAGUAAGCCGAGAUCACACCAUUCACUCCAGCCUGGGCAACAGAGUGAGACUGUGUCUAAAAAAAAAAAAAAAAAAAAAAAAUCUGGUAAUGACUAAAAUACUUUGGUCACUUUGGAGAAUCUUCCCUUAGAAGUAAAAGCCCCAAUACGUAAAAGACGGAUGAACUUGUGAACAUGGACAUUUAUUGUAAAAUUGUUCCUAAUGGCAAAACAAAACAAAACACCAAUGCGAAAACUAGAAUCAGAAAAAAUCCCCAUCAGUUGGGAAAUUGGAGGAAGGGAAGAACUAUAGUAUAUCCAUUCUGUAGAAUGUUGAUAUAGCCAUUAAGGUGGACAGAUUAAAACUAUGCUAGAGGCCGGGCGUGGUGGCUCAAGCCUGUAAUCCCAGCACUUUGGGAGGCCGAGACGGGUGGAUCACGAGAUCAAGAGAUUGAGACCAUCCUGGUCAACAUGAUGAAACCCCGUCUCUACUAAAAAUACAAAAAAUUAGCUGGGCAUGGUGGCGCGUGCCUGUAAUCCCAGCUACUCAGGAGGCUGAGGCAGGAGAAUUGCCUGAACCCAGGAGGCGGAGGUUGUGGUGAGCCGAGAUCGCGCCAUUGCACUCCAGCCUGGGUAACAAGAGUGAAACUCCGUCUCAAAAAAAAAAAAAAAACUAUGCUAGAAUACUUGAGUGGAAUUCCACAAUGUUCUCUUGAGUGGAAAAUGCAAGAUAGUAAGUUUGUUAAAUAUGACUCCAUUUUUGUAAAUGGCUAACAAAAUGUCUCUAGGUGUUUAUCAGCAAUAAACAGGUAUCUAUAUAUGUUUAUUUGAUUUUAUGUGCAUGGAGAAAAAUAUAGAAGAGUAUGCAUUGACUUGGAGGGAGGUGGGUAAUGCAGGUAGGGUAUGGGAGAGUUAGGGGUAUAGGGAAAAGGAAAACCAAGAAAAGGAAAAUACAUAAAUGACUGAAUCAUGUGUGAUACCACAAAUGUGUAAGUUAGUAGAUUUGGCUGGGAAUGGGGAAGCUAGAAUUCUGCUAAUUUGUGGGGAUGUUCAUGGUAUAUAUCGUUAAUUGAAAAGGGUACAUUUCAUAAUACUGUUUAUGAUUCUAUUUUUUUUAAAGUUAAAACUCCUAUGUGUGUAUAGAUGCAUGUGGAAGUUUAUGUGAAUGAGAAAAGUGUAGAAAAAUAUACAUGAAAGUGUUAACAUUCAGUGGUUUCCUUGGUGGAGAAGGCUAAUAAGUUGUGUAAAUACUUUUGCAUUGUAUAUUACUUUUGAAAUUUGAAAAACAUAAAAUAAAGGGGGAAAACAUUUCAAACGAAA
Messenger RNA from Callithrix jacchus (white-tufted-ear marmoset), 7699 nucleotides. It is a transcript of the gene ZNF793, whose product is annotated as zinc finger protein 793. Gene Ontology annotation, molecular function: RNA polymerase II cis-regulatory region sequence-specific DNA binding; DNA-binding transcription factor activity, RNA polymerase II-specific. The record is from RefSeq and is a predicted model, not a curated record. NCBI's taxonomy places the organism in Eukaryota, Metazoa, Chordata, Mammalia, Primates, Cebidae. Gene Ontology annotation, cellular component: PcG protein complex; chromatin; transcription regulator complex. Gene Ontology annotation, biological process: regulation of transcription by RNA polymerase II.